Molecule: messenger RNA, 2496 nt
Organism: Adineta ricciae
Lineage: Eukaryota; Metazoa; Rotifera; Eurotatoria; Adinetida; Adinetidae
Source: the annotation of a GenBank genome assembly
AUGAAAAGCAACUUAGAAGAUGUCAAUGAGUCAAUCGUUUAUUUAUCAACGAAAUAUGGCGUUUUGAAAGAAUUUCUAACACGUUAUGAAAACAAUCAUCUGAAAAUCUUUCCGGUUACAUCUGACAAAUCUCAACGGUGCUUAUUCGAAAUCGAUCUAAAUAACAUUCUUGCUAUUCAUAAUCAAUCUAUACAUGGUAUUUCUUUGAAAUGUCGGCUAUCGAAUGCGCCGCCAGCAAAUGUCAAUUGUCAAUGUUCAUUGAUUGUUGAUGAUCGCAUAUCGACGAAUGAAUAUGAAUGUGUUUUUGCCAGUGAAAUCGAACGUUCCGUUUGGAUACGUGAAAUUAUUAAACGAGAAUAUUCCUAUCAUCAAUUGAUUUAUCCGAAUUUUAUUUUAUUAAUGAAAUUAAAUGUACAAGAGGGAAUCAAUGCAGAAAAACAACAGGUUAUUGCCAUUGUCUAUGCCGGACGAUUCGUUCUUUGUUCAGAUACCAUCUUUGACGAAGUAGACUUGAGAAAAUAUUCAAGUUUAACUUAUCAAAAAACUCGAGAAUUUACUGGUGUGAUUCUUUGUCUUGUUUCGAAUCGAUUUCUUUACCUCUCAUCGCCGAUUAGUAAACUAACAAAUAUGUUAUAUUCGUGUCUACGUGAAGCUGUCCAGGUACGAACAUUGACAGAUAUAAAUCAACAGAUAUUAACAUCUCAGAACAUACCAGUGAUUGUCGAACGGUUCGUUAAUUUUAUUUUCGAACGCGGUUUACAAACAAAAGGCAUUUAUCGUCAAGCUGGACAAGAAUCAAAAGUGAGACAAUUAUUAAAUGAAUGUCUAGCAGAUCCAUUUACACAUCUGUUAUCACAUGAAAACUACAGCGAACAUGAUGUUGCCAAUGCUUUAAAACGCUUCCUUCGUCAUCUAGAUGUACCAUUACUCGGUACACGGCAAAGUUACCAUGCAUGGUUACGUUCAACUGUCGAUGAUACGAUGACCGAAGAUCAGCUAAUACAAUAUUAUCGAGUUUUGAUUAAAGAUCUCAAACAACAUCUACCGAUCAAUUAUGCAACAUUGAGAUUAAUGUUGAUACAUAUGCAUGCAGUUGCAGCGUUAUCUUCAAGAAAUGGAAUGACUCUAUCAAAUUUGAUAUCAACAUUUGCACCGUGUCUUAUUUCUCAAGAUAUUUCUGUCCCACUGGAUUAUAAAGAUAACCGAUUCGAAUAUCGAAAUAGAUCACUUGAUGAUCUGGAUAAAAGAGAUUCGGAAGAUGACGAAGAAUCAUAUUUAAAUCAAAACAACAGACGAACAUCUGCGAAUCUGAAGAGAAAUCAGUCAUUGCAUUCCAAAGCAUCUCGUCGUCUGUCGAUCGCCUCUGCAUCUCCUUCUCAAUUUCCUGUCUCAUCAGCUUACGUUCAUGUCACACCAUCUAUCCAAGCCAAUCUGAUUAUUCUCACGAACCUUUGUAAAUAUUACUGUGAAUUAUUUGAUAUAACAUACGAUGAACUUGAACAUGAGAAGAAUUGUAUAGAAACUCUAAUCUCAUUCCGUGAAAAUCAACUCAAUCCACGCCUGUUAGAUGGCGCAAUGAUAUCUGUUUAUUUUGAAUCUCGUUCCGAUGAAUUGAAUGGUUACGCUAUGAAUAUAUUCGAAGAAGAAACGACUGCCGAUAUGGUUGUCGAUAAGUUACUCAAACAAGUAAAUCAAAAUGAUUGUUUUUUCUGGUGUCUGUUCGAAGUUAUCAUUGAUCAAACUCUUGAACGACCAAUGUACUCUUGUGAGAAUAUCUCCGAGGUUCUAUAUCGUUAUCGAACAUAUCUCUCGCAUGAAUUGAAUCGUCAAGCAACAUUUGUAGUUAAACUCAAUUAUAUUCAAUUCGAAAAAGAACGUUUGGCGCAACGACAAUCUAUAGUAAAUAAUCAUUCCACUCAAUGUGAAUAUUUUGAUAUCACUAAUCAACGAUGGAUGCCAUGUUUAUGGAUCUUUGAAAAGGCAACACUUGAAGUUCAUCGGGUAGUAACAAGUGCAAAUGAAAAAUCGGUGAAAUGGAAAGGAAAUGUUAAUUCUCAAGAUUUAACUGCCAGCGUCUCGUUCGAUCAACAAACACUGAUAAAGUCUUGGUCGAUUGAAGAAAUUUAUCUUUACAUUGGAGCCGAUUGUCGUUUUGUCACUCCAUUUGAUAUGAAUGAAUAUCGAAUUAUGACUGUUCUACCUCCUGAAAUUCCCGAUGGAAAUUCUAGUCAAUUACCAUUUGGUUUUUCCUUCCGUUUUGCUGAUCGUAAUCAAAUGUUUUCCUGGUAUUUGGAGAUCGUGCGGAAUAAUGGUCACGACAAAUGGAGUCGUCGAGCAUCUCGGACAUUACCGAAUGGUAUCAGUUAUUUACCAUUACAAAAUUAUCAUGCCUCGUCAUCUGUUUUGUCGAAAAAACGUUCGAUUCCGAUGAAAAGCAAAAUUAUCUCGAAAACUUCUCAUGUGGCAUCGAAUUUUUGUAAACAGCUACGUAAAUGA